AUGUAUCAAUGUAUAAUACCACCACGAAUAUUUCUUGCUGUUGGCGUUGGCCUUCUUAUCGUUAGUCUUGUACUUGGUUGGAUAUCAUUUUCAGUACCGGAUUGGUUACAGUUUCAUGAACGUAUUAGUUCAAAAAAUCUUACGACGAUAGAAAAUAAUUUGGAUGAUGAUACUCGAAUUGAAUUUAAAAAAUUUGGUCUUUGGUAUAAAUGUACUUUUUCAACGGAAACAAAUGAUUUUCUUUGUUUACUAUGGAAUAAAGAUGCACCAAGUUUUGUUCGAGUUGCUCAAGUACUUAUACCAUUUGGUUUAUCAUUAGGAUGUCUUUCACUGUUAGCGGCUGUUAUUGGUUUUAUGUCGAGAAGGACUUUUGUAACUGCUGUAUUGUUUUCAGCAUUAUUUGCUUUCUUAAGUUUUAUAUUUACAACAAUUGGUAUGACUGUAUUUGCAACAGAAUCAAUAGUUUAUGUUGAACGUUUACGUUUAAAUAAUAAUGAUAACCCUCGCCGUUGGGGCAUGUGGCUAAUUACUCCGAAUAUUGUUUUAUCCUUUCUUGCUUCUCUUUGUUUUAUUUUUGCUUCAAUAUUUAAUUGGUGUGAUUAUCGUAGUAUGCAAGUUACAGGAAUUCUUAGUCAUUCAGUGGAUAAAUAUGCUGGAAGUGUUUUUAAAGCACCAUCUGAAAGUAACAUGACAUCAGGAUUAAAAAAGCAACAACAACAGUAUCUUCAUCCACAACAUUUACCUGGUCAUGAUUAUCCAAAUACUUGUUAUCAAAUAAAUGGUACAAAUAAUAAUAAUAAUCAAAAUCCAUUAGGUUAUCCUCCACCACCAAGUUACGGUGCUCCAAUACAACAAAAUGGAAGUAAUGGUGCAUAUAAUCCAACAUUUCAAAAUUCUGCAGGAUUAUUUGCAUAUUCAAGACCAUCAAGUCCAAUAUAUCCACAUUCAAAUUCUGAUCCUUAUCAUCAUCGACAUUUAAUGACUGAAAGUUCUGAAAUGGAUGAAUUACCUCAUAUGAGUCGUUCACGUCGUCGUUCUCGUCAUCGUUCAAGUUAUCGAUCAAGAUCUCAUAGUCCACGCGAUAAUACAUCUGGUAAAAUUAAUGCCCAAGAACAUAAUAAUACAAAGCAACCUCAAUUUAUUCCAAUACCUGUUCCUUAUUAUCAACCUCAAAUGCAAGCACCAACUCAACAAUCAACACAACCAAUAAUACAAACACCUCAUACACCAUCAAACAAUCCAAGUAACAAUAAUAAUAAUAAUAACAAUACCAAUAAACAACCAAUGACGUAUGUUAUUCAACAACCAUUAAAACAACAAUUUGUUGAAGAAAUCAUUCAAUCAGCACCAAAAGCAACUAAUAUGUUAACAUAUGGUUCUGGACAACCAUCACUAGUAGUUUCAAAUCCAACUCAACCUGUGUAUACAAUUGCUUAUCGUGCAAAUAAUGGUGGCAGUGUACUAUCAAAUAUAUUAACCGGACCAGCAGCAAGUACAUAUGUUACAGCAACAAGAAAUCAAUUUGCAGCAAAUCAUUCACCACCAUGUGAUUCUGAUAAUAGUGUUAAAGACUAUCGAGUUUUGCCAAGACGACAUCAUUCCAAAAAGCUUAAUACUAAUGAAGCAUGGACAUGGCGUAAACUGUGA
Messenger RNA from Adineta steineri, 1647 nucleotides. The record is from the annotation of a GenBank genome assembly. Lineage: Eukaryota; Metazoa; Rotifera; Eurotatoria; Adinetida; Adinetidae.